GUUUCGGCUUCCUGCGCGGUGUCCGCUCGCCGUCCGUCUCCGUCAGUGUACAUCGGCUCACCAUGGCGGAAGGACGCAGAGAGCAGCCGCCUCAUCCUCCUCUCUCCUUACCACCAGCCAGCAAGCGACCCUGCCUCCGCCCCGCACCCAGAGGUCCCGGGCCGGGGCCGGGGCACGGCAGCGGGUCGCCCGGCUCCCGGUAUCGCUCCCCGGAGUCUCUCCUGGACUGCGCCGCUAAAGCGGUAGCGGAAAAGUGGGCCUUUGAGAGAGUGGAGGAGCGCUUCGAGCGGAUCCCGGAGCCCGUCCAGCGCCGUAUCGUCUACUGGUCUUUCCCACGCAACGAAAAGGAGAUAUGCAUGUACUCUUCGUUUCAGUGCAGGGCGGCCGGCGAGGAAGGUCCGUCGGCCGCCGCCGCUGGAACCGCGGGGACGGGGUCCGGAGCGACAAGCGCCGGUGGCGGCGCAGGAUCUACCGCUGGUGCGGCUGCUGCCGUGGGGCCAGCCGGAGUAGUGGGCACGGGAGACGGACUCCCUUUCCGACGGGGAAUCAGGCUGCUGGAAACCGGCUGUGUGGAAAAUGUUUUGCAAGUCGGGUUUCAUCUGAGCGGCACUGUGACCGAGACGGCCACAGCCUCGGAACCAGAGGUGACCCACAAGGUGGCAAUCAGCUUUGAUCGAUGUAAGAUCACCUCGGUCACCUGUGGCUGUGGGAACCGAGACAUUUUCUACUGCGCGCAUGUGGUGGCGCUCUCGCUCUACAGGAUCCGCAAGCCUGAGCAGGUGAAGCUCCGGUUGCCCAUAUCAGAAACUCUGUUCCAGAUGAACAGAGAUCAGCUGCAGAAGCUGGUCCAGUAUCUGAUCACUGCCCACCACACUGAGGUUCUGCCCACGGCUCAGAAAUUGGCCGAUGAGAUCCUCUCCUCCAACUCCGAGAUCAACCAGGUUCACGGUGCUCCAGACCCGACUGCAGGCGCCAGCAUUGACGAUGAUAACUGCUGGCAUCUGGACGAGGAUCAAGUCAGGGAGCAGGUCAAACAGUUUUUGUCACAGGGAGGAUACUACGGCUCCGGAAAGCAGCUCAACUCCAUGUUUGCAAAGGUACGGGAGAUGCUCCGAAUGCGGGACUCCAACGGCGCUCGAAUGCUUACGUUGAUAACGGAGCAAUUCAUGGCGGACCCUCGACUGUCACUGUGGAGACAGCAAGGCACAGGGAUGACAGACAAGUGCCGGCAGCUCUGGGAUGAACUGGGUGCGCUGUGGGUGUGCGUGGUGCUGAAUCCGCACUGCAAAAGCGAGGAAAAGAGCGGCUGGCUGAAGCAGCUGAAGAAGUGGGGAGACAUGGACGUCUGCCCGCUGGAGGACGGAAACUACGGCAGCGAGCUUCCGAACAUCACCAAUGCCCUGCCGCAGAGCAACCUCGCUCAAGACUCUCUGUCCAGACCGAGGCGGACGGUGUUCAGCCGCGCCGUUGAGGCGUGUGACCUCCACUGGCAGGACAGCCACCUGCAGAGGAUCAUCAGCAGCGACUACUACAUGUCUCCGUCGUACCAGAGGGAAGGGGAGAGCUUGCUGUUCAACCCACAAGGGCUGCCGCUCUGGCUAGACCACGUCCCGACGGCGUGCGCCCGCGUCGACGCCCUGCGGUCGCACGGCUACACGAGGGAAGCGCUGCGGUUGGCCGUUGCCAUCAUCAACACGCUUCGCCUCCAGCAGCAGAGGCAGAUGGACAUCUACAAGCACCAAAAGAAAGAGCUUCUCCAGAGAAAUGUUACCUCCACCACCAACCUGGAAGGCUGGGUGGGUCAUCCAUUAGACCCAAUCGGUUGUCUAUUCAUCACCCUCACAGAAACGUGCCGCAUGGAUGAUGAUAACUCUAUGGACACUGGAGAAGGCGAUCCCAGACCUCCGGUCUACCACCAUGUGCCGGUGUGGGGGUGUCCGGUUGCGGGGGAGUCCUACCUGACUCUGGCCUUGGAAGUGGCCCUGAUGGGCAUGGGCCAGCAGAGGAUCAUGCCAGAGGGAUUGUAUGCCCAGGACAAGGUGUGUCGUAACGAAGAGCAGAUCGUCUCCAAGCUGCAGGAGCUGGAGCUGGACGACCUGCUGGUCCAGACGCUGCGGAAGCAGGCCGUGCAGCUGCUGGAGGCCGGUCCGUUCAGCGGCCUCGGAGAAGUCAUCCACAGAGAAAGCGUUCCCAUGCACACCUUCGCCAAGUACCUCUUCUCGGCUCUGCUGCCGCACGACGCAGACCUGGCUUACAAGGUGGCUCUCCGUGCCAUGAGGCUUCCUGUCCUGGAGUCGUCGGCAGGCUCCGGGGACGUGGGCCACCCUCACCACGGCAUCUCCAUCGUUCCCAGCAGAUACCCGCGCUGGUUCACUCUCGGCCACCUGGAGUCGCAGCAGUGUGAGCUAGCCUCCACCAUGCUAACUGCUGCUAAAGGGGACAUGUUGAGGUUGCGGACGGUGCUGGAAGCCAUUCAGAAAAACAUCCACUCUUCUUCCCUCAUCUUCAAACUGGCCCAGGACGCCUUCAAGAUCGCCACGCCCGCAGACAGUCCGCCGGAUAUCACCCUGCUCAACGUGGCGUUGGAGUUGGGGCUGCAGGUGAUGAGAAUGACACUGUCCACUUUGAACUGGAGAAGGAGAGAGAUGGUCCGCUGGCUGGUAACAUGCGCCACUGAAGUCGGUCUGCGGGCAUUGGUGAGCAUCUUGCAGAGCUGGUACACUCUGUUCACGCCAACAGAGGCCACCAGCAUCGUGGCGGCCACCGUCAUGUCCCACAACACCAUUCUGCGCCUCAGCCUGGACUACCCGCAGCGGGAGGAGCUGGCCAGCUGCGCGAGGACGCUGGCGCUGCAGUGCGCCAUGAAAGACCCUCAGAACUGCGCCCUGUCGGCUCUGACGCUCUGCGAGAAGGACCACAUCGCCUUCGAGACGGCCUACCAGAUUGUGAUCGACGCCGCCUCCACGGGCAUGACGUACUCGCAGCUGUUCACCAUCGCGCGCUACAUGGAGCACCGAGGGUAUCCGCUCCGGUCGUUCAAGCUGGCGUCUCUCGCCAUGACUCACCUCAACCUGGCCUACAACCAGGACACGCACCCGGCCAUUAACGACGUGCUCUGGGCCUGCGCGCUCAGCCACUCCUUGGGGAAAAACGAACUGGCGGCCAUCAUCCCGCUGGUGGUGAAGAGCGUGCACUGUGCCACGGUGCUGUCCGACAUCUUGCGGCGGUGCACCAUGACGGCGCCGGGACUGGCUGGCAUCCCCGGGCGAAGGAACUCUGGGAAGCUCAUGUCAACGGACAAGGCGCCGCUACGACAGCUUCUGGACGCCACCAUCUCGGCGUACAUCAACACCACGCACUCUCGACUGACGCACAUCAGUCCGCGGCACUACGGGGAGUUCAUAGAGUUCCUCAGCAAAGCACGGGAAACUUUCCUUUUGGCACAGGACGGCCAUAUUCAGUUCGCCCAGUUUAUAGACAACCUGAAACAGAUCUACAAGGGCAAAAAGAAACUGAUGAUGUUGGUCAGGGAGCGCUUCGGCUGACCUUAACCCUGCCUCAGAGACCUUCUUUUUGGGAAGUAGUUGAACUUAUUGGUUUAUUUAAGUUUUUUUUUUAAUAAUUGUUUUGUUUUUGGAUUUUUACUUCUGUAUGUUGAGCCAUCUCUUGACCAAGUCUUACGUUUUCGUUGUGUCUCGUUUCUUGAAUGUGAACCAAAAAGUGUUCGCUGGAUUCGCUCUACGUUAACCGUUGCUUCAAAAGACAGGACAGAAGUAACGAGGAAUCAAACUCAACCAAUUAAUAUAUUUUCUUUUACAUGAUCAGAACUUUAAAAGAAUGUUAAUUAUAAGAGCAAAAGAAAUGUUAAUUUCCUGGUGGCUUGCGGCCAUUUUGGAUUGGGUGUGUGUAGCCUUUGUAAAGGUUCAGAAGAUUUGGCUUCUCAAAGUGAAGGGAACGUCAUAAAGAACACACAGCGGUUGAAAACGUACAGUGUUAAGGUCAUACCUCGACUGUCGGCUUUAACUCCUCUGUUAGGAAUCGCCUCUCGUUUCAUUCAGGGCUUCUUAGAGCGGAGAGGGCGGCUAACACGGCUACCUGUUCUCACCAGUCGAACAUGUAAAUGCCUUCACCUGCUGCAUGGUGAGGGUGACGCUUUACAGAGUGCAUGUCUUGAGGGUGACGUUCCGGCUGCUUUCGUUCCCAGUUUAGCCUUCACGUGUACAUCGGUAUAUUCUUGUAUACACUGUAUGCUUCGCGUCGUCCUGUUAGCGACAUAAGAUGCCAUGUUUGAUGAGGUGAACGCGUCCCUCGUGUCCCCGGAUGCCACUUGACUGCUAGCUCUGCUGCUUGUGGCCAAAGCUUUGAAAAGCGUAAAGCGUCACUGCUAACAUCGACGUUCAGUCAGCGGUUUAAUUCAGGUAUAUCUUUUAGUUUCAUCACUUUGGCGUCAUUAAGCUGGCGAUCCUUGUGUUUUGUUGCGAAACGUUUGACGAUUUUGGACCUGGAACUUGGUCGUGAAUCAGUUUUGUCACCCGAAUCCCUUUUCCAUCACAAGAACAUUGGCUGAAACUGAGAAUUUUGCCCACUUGUGUUGUUUACCCGCAGCCGCUGGGCGAAUUUAGAAAAUUUGCUUCCACGAUGAGCUGCUUAAGUAGUGAUACAGUUUUCACUGUAGCUUCAUUAAUGUGGCUGAAAACAGCAAAAUCUUCAAACACUCUAUUGUUUAAGAAGUCAACUAAAUUUUCUGUUCUUGACUGGUUGGUUUUGUUUGUUUUUUUGUUUUUUUACAGUGUUUAGAGCCACCCUCUGAGGGAUCGUUGUAUUGUCGCUGUCGCCAUGCUUAGGUAUUAGUCACACAGACGAGUGAGGAAAUUUACAUCACCUGGGUUUGUUGUCAGACUUGCAGUCUGAUAUCUUAUUACUGUUAGCAUCUUUUUAUCGCUAAUAGUAGCAUUUAGCUAAAUCCUUUUCCUCUCGUUAGCCCUCCUACAUUAACCACUUGAAAUAAUUGUUUGCCAGAUGACAAGAUUAACAAAAUUGUUUUAAUCAGUUAUUGUGUAAUUACAGUAAUGUAAAUAUAUAUAACCCUUAAAUUUAUUGUGCACUUAAAAAGUGUCUAUUGCUCCCCGUUUUCCCGCCAAAAUGAAUCAUUUGCUACUUGACAAAAUUGAGUUUUUUAAAAUUUAUUUUACUUUUGGUUUUUCAAAAGAUUUUUUUAAGUACAAAAAAGUGAACAUCUGAAAGUGUUAAGAUUCCUCCAAGAUCAUUUUUUUAAAGAAAAGAAAUUAGCAUAUUUUUGCUACGUGGACAUUAGCUACUGUCCAUUAUACGACCCUGCAGUGUUAGAACUUCAUUUUUGAAAAUUGACCAAAAAGAAAAAAAAGGCAUGAAUUAAAUCUGCCUUUUGGUAGACGGCCAUUACAGCAUAUAUAUACGCAAACAAAAAAAAAUCCCCGACCUCAUGUUUUGACACAUUUCACGUCCGUGUUUGUUUAAAAUAAAGCACGGAAAGAUGGCUGCGUAAAAUUAUUAGGGCUAAAAAUAAAAAUAAAAACAUAAAAUUUGUUCAUUUUUUUUUGUUGUUGUUCUUGUGAUGGAAAAACCUGUGACCCUUCCUGUGAAUACUACUGGUUUGUAUCAUUCUUUACUGUGAAGACGAGUGGCCUUUUCCGCCAAAGGUCUCAGAGAUGCACAGUGAGCCGCACCAAAGUUGCUGCAUUUUGUCGCAACUUGACGCGUUCGUUGUCAGCACCGGAGACCUGCGUGGCUCGGCACGGGAGGCUGCCUUCCUUCUGCACGGUCCGCCGUCUCGCCCGGUGGCAAAACGUCGUUUCCAACGGCGGUCCAAACAAGAGCUUCGGUCUUUAACUGAUCAGACUAUAUGUACAAGCACUUCACACAGUUACCUCUUCAGUACGUUCCUGCCUGCUUCAGCAUUUAUUUAUUGAUUGUUUUGUGACUUUCUUUCUUUUAUUAUUAUUAUUAUUAUUUUAAAUGUUUUCUAAUCACUGAGUUUGAAAUGGCGGACACACAGAAUGAGAACCAGACUGUAUUUAAAUAAAAGAGGCGACCCGAGUUGAAGGUUUCUGGAACAGAGGGACAUUCUUUUUCUUUUUUCUUUUUUUUUUUUUACCCUAUCUGCUUCGACAUUCCACGAGAGCAAACUUUUACGAACUGCACCCGGGUAAGUCGGUCGUGAUAACUGCGCCUGUUUCAGAUCAGGAGAAAUGCAGAUAGACGAACGGGGGAGGGAGGGAGAGAAAGAAAAGGCUAAACUCAGUUCUCAGGGACAUCACUUAAAGAAACAAACAAAAAGUAGUAGCAUUAAGCAUUUAAGAUAUUGUAAAUAAUAAAGUGUCAAUUGAGAAAAUUGUAAAGUUCUAAUUAUUUAUAAUGAGUAUGUUAUGUGGGUUAUUUUUUUUCUGUUUAUUUUCGGCGGGGUGUACUUGAACUGUUCUGCGUGGGGGGAGGGGGAAUUUGACGCGGUUUCUUUUGUAAGAGCAAAGAUUUCAAGGCAUUUCUCAGGUGCUCCUGUGUACUUUUUUUUUUUUUGCUAAAAAAAAUUUCAUUUUUAUUCAGCUUGCAAUGACAAAAAAAGAAAAAAAAUCUGUUUUCCAAGAAGAAAGCAAGUUUUUUUUUGUUGUUGUUGUUGGGAACGAGUGAGGGAGGCAUACAUUUGUAAACCGAUUUGUACUAAACCUGACUAUGCAGAACCACUUUGAGGGUCUCGUCCGCGAGUGUCGCUGAGGAAGCGCGGAGGGCGAGACCUGGUGGGCCGAACCACUAUCAGAAAGAAGAAGGAGGAGGGAGGGAAGAGGAAGAGUGCUCGCGUUGGGUCGACGUUGCAUCUGCUGCAACUUCUUGAGCUUGAGCCGAAGGAGGGGGAAAAAAAAGCGAUGGUAGAAAAUGCCUUUCUGACCGAUCAAUGUACAAAGUUGUUUUUAUUUUGUGCGUCUUUGUUUCUUUUUACUUUAUUUCUGUCCUUUAUUACCAAGACCGAGGCCUUCGGUGUCUUCUUGCGUGGUUACUCUGCAGUGAGUAACACAAACGGUUGUGUUGGCAACAGUUAGCCGAUGGCCUGUUUCAUUCAGAAAAUCAUCACAAACAGAGAAGAAAUACAUUUUCUUCUCAGAGUUCACUUUUUUUUUUCUUUUACGUUACCACUGUUUACUCGUUCUUGUCCCCACGCGGUUGGACGUCUCUUCCGUCGAUGGAGGAUGGGAAGCUGCCUCCGUCGUCCUGCAGCACACACACUCACGCUCACACACUCACACACACUCACGGCCAGCUUAUGCAAAAACAAAAGAUGCAAGGCUUCGACAUCGUGACAGAUUUUCAAAAAAGGUCCACAGGUGACGGCGCUUCGCCAAACGCGUGACCCGGAACGAACUGUUGAGGGUUCUGUUUAAGUUUUACCCGCCUCCCCUCAUCUUUUCUUUUGUUUGUAGGAGAUUACUGUUUGCUAGUAGAGGCAUAGUUCACCUCCCCGUUAUGUUUUCGUUUCAGAUCCAUUUUUAACUUAAGGGAUAAUUGAAAGUGUUUGUUGCCUCUUUGUGCUACUGAUUUUUUUUUUUUUGAAAAGGUAUUUUCCAGUAUUUGUUGCCACAGAAGUAUCAUAGCUUAUCAUCACUUUUUUUUUGUACCUUUUUUUUUUGUGCGACUUCUUGAGCUACUGUCUAUAAAGCAAGAUUUUAUUACUAUUUAUGUAACGCUACUACCAUUUUAUAUUGAUUUGUGUUGAGAUCUCAGUGCUUUUCUAUGAAUAAAGUGUGAAACACA
Messenger RNA from Poeciliopsis prolifica (blackstripe livebearer), 7779 nucleotides. RefSeq names its product zinc finger, SWIM-type containing 5 (gene zswim5). Bases 63 to 3545 code for a protein of 1160 amino acids. The transcript has 16 exons. NCBI's taxonomy places the organism in Eukaryota, Metazoa, Chordata, Actinopteri, Cyprinodontiformes, Poeciliidae. The record is from RefSeq and is a predicted model, not a curated record. Gene Ontology annotation, cellular component: Cul2-RING ubiquitin ligase complex.